This is a messenger RNA of Microbotryum saponariae, 2786 nucleotides long. The record is from the annotation of a GenBank genome assembly. NCBI's taxonomy places the organism in Eukaryota, Fungi, Basidiomycota, Microbotryomycetes, Microbotryales, Microbotryaceae.
AUGGCCGUGUGUGCCCACUGCAAGGCUCGACACUGGGAGUGCAAAGGACGAACCGGACACUUCAGCACGUGCUGCUUGCAGGGUAAGGUGCAGCUACCUCCUCUCUCCGGCCCAAUCCCGAGUAUCAAUAGCUACUUGAAGGCUCGGAUAGCGGUCAGUUGCUCCGUCCAACGACAUUCGUCUGUAGUAGGCCCACAUGCUGAACUGUGCGACCCACCUACACAGAAGCUAAGGCAUUCCGGCGUUCCGCGAGAAUGCCCGGUCGUACAACAACGCGCUGUCUUUCACUUCGCUUGCUGCUCACUUCGACCAGAUACGACUCGGCACUUUAGGACCCCCGUGUUCGCGUGUUUGGUCACCUCUAUCAUCGACUCGGUGCCCUGAUCCCCGCCGUGAAUCAACGCCCAGCCUUUGCUCAGACAUGGCUCAUCGACCCGGUCGAGGCCACCGACACUCGACUUGGACCCAACAGCCCAGACCGUCGCAUACAAAGAUCUACGUUGACCAAGCUCGAGUCCAAGUUGCGUACCAACAAUCGCUUUGUGAGGCUGUUUGCAUUGACCAAAGUUCGUGCAGGUUGGGAUACGGCCAAAUAGUGGAUCCUGCGCCUCUGCCUCCCGCCAGGCUGAGACCGACGCACCCACAACCUUCCUACGUCGAGCACGGAAAUGGCGAUACUCAUCUGCGAUUCCGACACCAACACGGGAGAUCGUGGACGUCAAGACCUUAUUCUCCAGGUGCACGGUGAUCGAUGUCCCGAGGGUCGGCCCAAAUACCAAGUCGUUGGCUCGCUCCAUCCGUCCGCGAUGCCUCUCCGUUACCCACUACUAUGUCCUGCAGGGGAAGAUGGCUUCCACCCCAACAUUCCUCUUUGCGGGUUCCACCAAGCCGGGCCGCCAAUCGCCAGAAACCGAGAGCAGAUCGACAAUGGUGUCCAAUUGCGCGAGGUACUUGCCGGUCUCGGUCUGGAUGACGAAGACGUACAGGAGGACGAAGACCGCGACGAUGAGGAUGAAGACGGCGAGGAAGGGGACGAAGAGAAUGGUGAUGGUGAACGUACGCGUCUUCGGCUCUUUCUCGGAUGUUCCAUUCUGUCUAAGGCGCAAGCACAGACUGACAUUGAACUUUUGAACACCUAGGACGAAGGUCAAGUAAAGGGGUCGAGGUCGAGGUGGCGAGUCUCGCGUUCACAAUUCUUUGCGCACUACUUGCCAAAGGUGACAAGUACUUCUCAAUCCCGCAUUGCACCCAACGUCCCUUCCUGGAGUUUGUGAUUUACGGAUGUACUCCCAAGUCAAGACCGAUUGACUCAACACAUCCGGUUGCAUCAAGAGAACCUACACCUCACCACGACCCAAGGCAUCAACGGCUUGACCCCGAACCAAAUCGCGACAUCACGCAGCGAUACCAGGAUGCGAUGGCGUGCGUUGUCAAACAUGGAAAGCCUCCGCUGCUCAUCACGAUGACGUACGACCCCGACUCACCGGAAAUCAAGGCUGCACUGGGGCCAUAAAGCAUGCAACCGUCCGGAUCUCAUUGCACGAGUGUUUGAAGCCAAGCCCGGCAACAAGCGACAUGCAGGCUGUUUCGGCGAUGAAUGGAAGAUGAAUGGAUUUUGUUUCUUUGCUGUACUUCGUAUUGUGUUUUCUUAACCUCUGCGCUGAUAUCAUGUAGACUGUUCGAUUAUCAUGCUAUUUUUUGAAUUUCAUCCUCCCGUUAAUUUAACGGGUUCCCACUGGUUUCUCCAAUCUCCGAUCCCAUAACGCCGAUGUCUUUCUCCUGAGCGAAACUGGCCGACCUCCCCCUGAUCGGGUUGCCCAGUGGACUCAGGAGUGCCGAGACUUGAAGCUUUCCGCUCUUUUCACCCCCUUCAACAAUACUGCCAUACUCUGGAAGAGUGACUCGCCGGUAAUUACUAUUGAUCCCGAGUCGCCUCCCAACACUCUUCGUGCCUCUUUUUCUUUCCCGGACCGAGUCACCGACGCCACCUUUCGUGUGGGUGAUUCAAAGGUCCGGGUUGUCGCGCCUUCCUCCGACAAGCCAGACAAAAAGCGCUUCCUCUCACAUCUCAGCACCGCCCUCCGACAAGUCGUACGUGACGAACCUCGCCGCCUGCGCUCCUAGUCGGGGGGGACUGGAAUUGUGUUGAGUCCCAACUCCUCGAUUCGGAGAACCAAAAAGGUAUGAAUUACGGGGGUCAGGAGAUGCGCGGCCUUGCCACGGCAAACAAUAUCUUCGACGUAUAUCGGCUCCACCAUCCCAAAGGACGAGACAUGACGAAUCGCUCAGCGCCCGGCACGUGCCGACGCCUUGACCGCAUCUAUGUCUCGCCUGACUGGGUCGACCUCUUCCACGACCACAAAAUUUGGGCUCCUGUCCUCAAAUCGACGCACUCAAUGGUUGUGGCACGGUUCCAAGUGCCGGGCGCAAUCGACAUCGGUCCGGGCAAAUUCAAGCUGGGUUUGCACGUGAUCGAGGGCGAUGCGACCUGCGAGUACCUCACUUCCACCGUCCGCAACCUCUACAACGAAGCCCUCCUCCAGACGCCCAACGACCCAACAGCAGCCUGGAUGUCCACCAAACAUCGCCUAUUGCCCGAGCUGCAGGCUCUGGCCCGGCCCACGCGAGCCCACGCGCUCGCAGCUCGGUCGGUGCCUCAACAUCGGCAGCACAGGUUUGGCUGGUCUAUCUUGCCUUGCGCAUACUUUGGAUUUGUAAAUCGCAUAUGCAAUCAUGAUGGAAGACGGCGACGGCCUCUCUUUCUCUCAAAGCACUCCACAAGGUAA